Molecule: messenger RNA, 1680 nt
Organism: Amphimedon queenslandica
Lineage: Eukaryota; Metazoa; Porifera; Demospongiae; Haplosclerida; Niphatidae
Product: TNF receptor-associated factor 4-like
Exons: 2
Coding region: 390-1601 (403 amino acids)
Biological process (GO): regulation of apoptotic process; regulation of canonical NF-kappaB signal transduction; signal transduction
Cellular component (GO): plasma membrane signaling receptor complex
Molecular function (GO): protein binding; zinc ion binding
Source: RefSeq, a predicted model, not a curated record
CAACAUGAGGCAUCGUUAGCUCUCUCUCUAGCGCAGCAAUCCUGCCUGCCUUCAUGCUAGCCAUUAACCAGCACUUAUUCUUAUAGCAACACGUCUCAUUUGCUAUACAUGUAUCUCUUCAUUCUCUUUAAAACAGAGGAUUUAUCAUUCCUUUUAGAUUUAUUUCGUUUCCUAGUAGACGCCAUUUAAAACCCCGCCUGUCAAGGCACACCCAUGGCUGAGUUCAGUCAGUGAGUUGACUUGAGCAGCUGCAGAGAGUGCAGAGUGCAGACUGGCAAAUUGUGGCAAUUGGCAAGAAGACUCAUAACUGGCAAGUUUGGAAUCUGAGCAAGAAUAAUAAAAGAAAUCAGAAGCUUAGACUUAGUCUUGUCACUGUUUGAUGUAAAAAUAUGGCUGCAAAUUAUAAUGAAUAUGGUGGUUACAGUUACAAGUUUGUUGAUGCUGAUCUUCCUGAGAAGUAUAAAUGUGCUAUAUGUACAUUUGUAGCUCGUGAUCCACAGCAGGUUACCUGUUGCCGCUCACAUAUAUAUUGUAGCAGCUGUCUGCUAAAGCACAAACAGAGAUCUGGAUCAUUAUUUAACUGUCCUAGCUGUCGUGAGCUUCUUGAUGGCAGGUAUUUUCCUGAUGGAAGGAUUGAUCAAGAGAUAAAGGAUCUAGAAGUCUAUUGUCCUAAUGAUGAGUGCCAAUGGAAAGGAGUCAUUAAGGACAUAGAGACUCAUAUUACUGAAUGUCCUUACCAGAGUAUUGAGUGCACUAAUGGCUGUGGAGAGAACCUGCAAAGAAUGAAAAUGGAGACACAUGUAUCCGAGGAAUGUCCUAAGCGUAUUGUUACUUGUGCACAUUGUGAAGAGACUGGUGUUCAUGAUGUAAUAUCUACCAAUGCUCACUUAGACAUGUGUCCUCUCUUUCCCAUUAAAUGUACUAAUGAUGAAUGUGAUGUAAUUUCUCCUCGUAAUCAGUUAUCAGUACACAAAAGGAUUUGUCCUAAGUCUAUAGUCAAAUGUGAGUACAGCAAGGUUGGUUGUUCUAAGAGGAUGAAGCGAGAGGUACAGGAGGAGCACAAUGAAUCAUUUGUAAAGGAACAUCUUCAACAAGCAGUCAAUGCAUUGCAUAAUCGAUUGCCUUCAAAUUCCAAAGUUUUCAAGCUCAGUAAUUUUAGCUAUAAGAAAUCAAAAGAUGAAAGGUGGUACAGUUCUUUCUACACAUCACCAAGAGGCUAUAGGAUGAAAUUGGAUGUUCAUGCUAAUGGUGAUGGUAAUGCUGAAGGUACUAGUGUGUCUUGCUUCAUUUAUCUUGUAAAAGGAGAAAAUGAUGAUAAUUUAGAGUGGCCAUUUCAAGGAGAAGUCACUAUUGAGCUAUUGAACCAACUGGAGGAUAACAAUCACAAGGUAUGUACUAUGAAAUUCAAUGAGUCAACACCAGACCGUUGUAAGAAUAGAGUCAUAGAAGGAAGAAAUGGUCAUGGCUGGGGUCGUCCUAACUUUGUUCCUCAUUCUGAGUUAGGCCACAAUGCUGACACCAACUGUUGCUACCUCCUCAAUGAUUGUCUUCAUUUUAGAAUAACUGUGAACGCUACCUACAAUAAACCAUGGCUUGUUUGAUUUACUAUGCCCUGAUAGGCUGAUACUGAUGCUAGCCUACAUUGGAUUUUUAUUUAAUAUUAUGUGACAUUUUUUUCAU